Messenger RNA from Volvox carteri f. nagariensis, 2283 nucleotides. RefSeq lists its product as uncharacterized. The transcript is spliced from 12 exons. NCBI's taxonomy places the organism in Eukaryota, Viridiplantae, Chlorophyta, Chlorophyceae, Chlamydomonadales, Volvocaceae. The coding region runs from base 1 to 2283 and encodes 760 amino acids. Gene Ontology annotation, biological process: endoplasmic reticulum membrane fusion. The record is from RefSeq and is a predicted model, not a curated record. Gene Ontology annotation, cellular component: endoplasmic reticulum. Gene Ontology annotation, molecular function: GTPase activity; GTP binding.
AUGGCGGACAUUGUUCAGGUAAUUAAUGGCGAAGGCCAAUUUGAGGAGGCGUCCGUUCAACAGUUUGUCGAGGCCAAUGAUCUGGCUGCGUGCAAGACCAAUUAUCAAGUGGUCGCCAUUAUGGGACCCCAAAGCUCGGGCAAGAGCACGCUCUUAAACUAUGUGUUUGGAACAAAUUUUACAAUGAUGGAUGCUAUGGCGGGACGUGGGCAAACCACAAAAGGGAUUUGGAUGUCGAAAUCCCCUAAGGUGACAGAGACCACGGUGUUGGUAAUGGACCUAGAAGGCAGCGACGGCAGGGAGCGCGGAGAGGAUGAUACGAAUUUCGAACGUCAGAGUGCACUUUUUGCUUUGUCCGUGGCCGAUGUGCUGCUCGUCAACAUUUGGUGUCACGAUAUCGGCCGUGAGCAUGGAUCCGGCAAGCCACUGCUGAAAACCAUAUUCCAGGUUAACCUAAAGCUUUUCGCCCCAGAGCCGGACCGCAAGCGUUCCGUGCUGCUGUUCGUUAUACGCGACAAGACCCGGACGCCCCUGCCCAAGUUAGUGGAGGUGCUGGAGGCGGAUCUGGACCGUAUGUGGGACGCAAUUGCUAAGCCACAAAAGUACGAAGGCUCGAAGCUCACGGACUUUUUUGAGGUCCAAUAUGCAGCUCUGUCCCACUUUGAGGAGCGCUAUGAGGACUUCCAGGCGGAUGCUGUGCACCUGCGCCGUCGCUUCUCGCCAGACGGCGAAGAAUCGCUGAUCCGGGGAGAUGAGAAGCUGCCGGGGGACGCAUUUGCACUGAGCAUCCGCAACAUCUGGGAUGUGAUUCGCGCACAGAAAGACCUCAACCUGCCAGCCCACAAGGUGAUGGUGGCGAACAUUCGGUGCCAGGAGAUUCUUGAGGACCAGCUGAAGGCAUUUGCGGAGGACCAGGCAUGGACGAUGCUCCAGGAGGCAAGCAGCUGCUGUGUCGUGGAGGGCUUCGGACGUCGGGCGCACAGCCUUAUCGAUAGCUGCGUCGUGGGGUACCAGGCUGAGGCUCGCUAUUUCGAUACGCACGUGCGAGAGGCCAAGCUGGCGGAGCUGCAGCAGCGGCUGCUGGCUGCCCUACAGCCGGUCUAUCAGUCUCAGGUCGCUGCCCAACAAGCGGCAGUGCUGGCGGCAUUCGACAAGGAUUUGAAACUGGCAGUGGUGGAGGGUGGGGGCCGCCGCGGCAGCUUUAUGGCAGCGGCGGCUGCCUGCCGCACGGAGGCUGUGCAGACGUUCGAUACGGCGUUUGUUCAACACCUGCAAAUUGAAGGCACUCCAUGGGAUGGUGCAGAAGAAAGUGCGGCGCUGGCGGAGGCCCUGGACGGCCGCAUUGCCGAGGUCCGCAACCGCCAGAUCCUGUUGGCUACGGAACGCGCCGAGCAGCAGUUAGCCUCGCUGCUGAGUGGGCCCGUCAUUGGGCUGCUGGAGACGUGCGAGCCGGGCGUGUGGCCCCGACUGUAUGCGGUGUGUGGAGAGGCAGCAUCCACGGUGGACAAGGAGCUCAUGCAGGCCCUCGCAGGUUACGAGCUGGAGAGGAAGGAGGCUGAGGGUCUUAGCCAGCGGCUGCAGCAAAAGGCCUCCAACAACAUGCAAAACCAUGUGCGGGAGGCGGCACUGACGAGGCUAAGCAGGAUGAAGGAUAGGUUCACGGACAUGUUCUCUUUGGACGACAAGAAGGCCCCUCGCAUGUGGGGUGCGGGUGACGACAUCCCCGCCAUUGCGCAGAGGGCCCGGCUGGCGGCCGCCAACGUGCUCUCACAGCUGGCCGUGAUUCGCGCACCUGAUGACCAGGCCAAUGGACAAGGUGCGGUGCACCGGAGGGCUGUGGGGACUGAGACCAGGAACCAAGACGUGCUGCGUCUGUCCAACUCUGGCCUGGACUUGCUUAGCGCGGCCACCUGGCCCGGCGUAGAUGCAUCACGCGUGCUGCUACAACCACACGACGUCCGUACAACAUGGCGGGAGUUCAUGUCGUAUAGCAAUGUGGUCGUGCAGCAGGCAUUGUCAACCCAGCAGGCCAAUCGUCUUGCGAACAACCGUCUGCCGCCGCUGUGGGCUCUGGCGGCGAUGCUGGUUUUGGGUUGGAAUGAGGCCAUGGCGAUACUGUUCAAUCCGCUGUACCUGCUCGUGGUGGUCGUGGCGUUGCUGUUCCUGCGCAGUUUGUAUUUGGAGCUGGACGUUGAGCGGGAGAUGGCGGCGGGGCCGCUGCCUGGUGCACUGAGGCUGUCGAGCAAAUUCCUGCCCGCGUGCAAGUCGGUAAGUGCGCAAUGA